GGGAGGACGGGCGACAUGGCGGCUGCGCUGCUGCUCCUGGGUUUCGUGCUGUUGGGCGUUCGGGGCGCCUCCGCGGCGGCUGGCUUCAUCAAGUCUCCACUCUCCCAAGAGGGGUGGGCGGGGGGCCGUGUGGAGCUGCACUGCCAGGCCGUGGGCAGCCCUGUCCCCGAGAUCCAGUGGUGGUUUGAAGGGAACGGUCCCAAUGACACCUGCUCCCAGCUCUGGGAUGGCGCCCGGCUGGACCGCAUCCACAUCCACGCCACCUACCACCAGCACGCGGCCAGUAGUGUGUCCAUCGACAAGCUCACCAUGGAGGACGAAGGCACCUACGAGUGCCGGGCCAGCAACGACCCCGACCGCAACCACCUGACCCGGGCACCCAGGGUCAAGUGGGUCCGUGCCCAGGCAAGCGUGGUGGUCCUCGAACCGGGCACCAUCUCGAUCUCUGUGGAGAACGUUGGCUCCAAGACACGGCUCACCUGUGCCUUGAAUCAUAGCGCUGCCGCGGUCACUGGCCACCAGUGGGUGAAAGGCGACAAGGUGCUGAAGGAGGACACGCUGUCCAACCUGCAGACAGAGUUUGAGGUGGACAUGGAGGACAGCUCGGGCAGGUACUUCUGUGUCUUCCUCCCUGAGUCCAUGGGCAGGGCUGAGAUCACAGUGAGCGGACCCCCCAAGAUUAAGGCUGUGAAGAAGUCUGAGCACGCAAAUGAGGGGGAGGCAGUCACUCUGGUCUGUAAGUCAGACUCCUACCCACCCGUCACCGACUGGGCCUGGUACAAAAUGGUCGACUCCCAUUACCAGGUCAUCGCCAACGGCUCCCAGAGCAAGUUCUACGUGAGCUCCUCAGAGGCCAGGUCCGAGCUGCGCAUCCAGAACCUGGACAUGGGCACCGAUCCUGGCACCUACGUGUGCAAUGGCACCAGCCAGGAAGGCACGGCACAGGCUGAGAUCACACUGCGUGUGCGCAGCCGCCUGGCCGCCCUCUGGCCCUUCCUGGGCAUCGUGGCCGAGGUGCUGGUGCUGGUCACCAUAAUCUUCAUCUACGAGAAGCGGCGAAAGCCAGAUGAGACCCUGGAUGAUGACGAUGCCGGCGCAGCUCCACUGAAGAGCAGCGGGCAUCAUGUGAACGACAAGGGCAAGAGUGUCCGUCAGAGGAAUGCCACCUGAGCAGGCACCCCAGGACGGGAACCGCGUGCUGGAGCCCAGUGUGUGCAUCUGUGCCUCCAGCAGGAGCCCAUCCCCGUGUGCAAGAUCCCGGAUCCUCUCACCUCCGAGAAAGCCCACCCUGCCAGAGCAAGCCAGCCAGAGUGCAGCCCUGCUCCCGUUCUAGUUGAGACAAAGUAGGGUUUACGCGUAGACUGCUGUAGGUGUUCUCCUCUUUAAAUGUGUCACUGGAGCCCAAGUGUCUGAGUCUUCUGGCCACGCCUGGGCUCCCGGGUGGGCGUGUGGCCCUCCCCCAGCCCCCAGGUUCAGCCCUCUGCCUAUCUGAAGCCAGCGCUGUGUAACUGCCCCUGAGCUUCCAUGGUUGUUUCUUUGUGAGGGUUGCAGGUCUGGUUUUGACCCAGGAGCGACUCAGGGACAGCUCAGACCUCUUGGUGGUGGAGGGGGGCCUGUCCCUCUACUCACUCACUUGCAGAGUGACCCCUUCACUGCUCCCAAGUGACCCUCCACUCCCUCCCAAUGUCUGCAUGCCAGGGGACAGGACACCAGGACUCCCCAGCUCCAACUGUGAGGAUAGCAGCGCCCCCUUCCAGUGUCGGGCUUGGUGGGAACCCUACAAUAAAGACUGACCCCACCCCA
Sciurus carolinensis (gray squirrel) is the source of this 1803-nucleotide messenger RNA. RefSeq names its product basigin (Ok blood group) (gene Bsg). The transcript is spliced from 9 exons. Gene Ontology annotation, biological process: axon guidance; dendrite self-avoidance; homophilic cell-cell adhesion. Gene Ontology annotation, cellular component: axon; plasma membrane. Lineage: Eukaryota; Metazoa; Chordata; Mammalia; Rodentia; Sciuridae. Gene Ontology annotation, molecular function: cell-cell adhesion mediator activity. The coding region runs from base 16 to 1170 and encodes 384 amino acids. The record is from RefSeq and is a predicted model, not a curated record.